Pseudopipra pipra is the source of this 1551-nucleotide messenger RNA. Its product is annotated as heat shock factor protein 5-like. Gene Ontology annotation, biological process: regulation of DNA-templated transcription. Gene Ontology annotation, molecular function: DNA-binding transcription factor activity; sequence-specific DNA binding. The transcript is spliced from 5 exons. The record is from RefSeq and is a predicted model, not a curated record. The coding region runs from base 237 to 1412 and encodes 391 amino acids. NCBI's taxonomy places the organism in Eukaryota, Metazoa, Chordata, Aves, Passeriformes, Pipridae.
UGCAGUUUCAUGAGCUGCCGCCGAGCUCUGCCCGUCACUCCGGACCCCGCUCCCCCCCAUUCGCGUCCCCGCUCCCCUCACGGCCCCUCCGGGCGCGCUCCGGGCUCUGCCCCGCGGGCUCUCCAGCGCCCCCCUCGGGCCGCGCGGCGCCGCCGCAGCCGCGGCCGUUGCGCUCCGGGCGUUGUGUCCUCGCGGCGCCGCGGGUCGCGACAGUCCGUCCGUCGGCGACCGGCGCCAUGGAGGAGCUGCCGCUGCCCGCCGGCGUCAGCCCCAGCACCUUCCCCGCCAAGCUGUGGCAGCUGGUGAACAGCCCACGCGUCCGCUCCGUGCGCUGGGACCCCCGCGCCCAGGGGCUGCUCGUCGACCGGGCGCUCUUCGAGCGGGAGCUGCUGAGCGCGGGCGGCGCGGGCGGCGAUGCGGCGGCGGCGGCCCCGGGCGCCUUCAAAGCCACCAACUUCGGCAGCUUCGUGCGCCAGCUCAACCUGUACGGCUUCCACAAGACGUCGGUGCUGGCGGGGGGCGGUGCCGCGGCCCUGCCGGCCUCUGCCGGGUCCCUGCUCCGCUUCUGCAGCCCCUACUUUCGGCGCGACCGCCCCGAGCUCCUGGUGCACAUCAAGCGCCUGACCAGGGCCAACAGGGAGCGGCUGGCGGCCGGGCUGGAGGUGCGCAGCCGGCAGCCCAGCCGCUUCCAGCACCUCCACAGGGACCGGCUGCUGCCGCCCAGGGCCGUGAGCUUGGGCCAGAACCUCUUUACUUUACCAGCCAGAGGUUUAGAUGUGCCUCCAGUCCCUUCCAGGACAAGUCAAGGUGUUCAAAGCUGUAAGGCUUCUCCAGCACCUCGCAGUAAAGUGGUUGUCACUCCAGGACUUCUCAGGUUUUCAAGGGAGGUCCCGGUCACAUCCACAUCCACAGUGCAGCCUGUGUUCUUCCUUCCACUGCUUCACCAAGAGCCUCAAACCGCUGCCAUGGCCCUUCCAGAGCACAGCAGCUGCACGGCUUCAGAGCAGAACUCACCAGGCUACAAUCCUGCAGCCACACUGGGGAGUUCAGCCCCCGAUUCUCUGACUGGCAGUGCUGGUUCUGCAGCAUCAAGGAUCUCCAGCUGGGCCUGUAAUCCCUCUGCUGCAGACGAGUGGGCAGGAGUAGAUCCGGAAGUUGUGUUUCAGAUGCUCGAGGAGGUGCUUGCAUCAAACCUGCCUGAAAUGUUUCCCUUUCUUGAGGGGAAUAUUAGUGUUCCCUCUGAGUCUUCAGGAGGGGAGCCUGGGAACAAGGCUGCAGCAGAGAAAGCUUUGCCUGGCAGUGCGAGCAGCGGGAACAGUUCCCUGGAGCCAAAUGAGCCUGAGGUCCAUGAGCUGUACCUUGCCAGGAGAGCUGCUCUGCGUGGGAGGAAGCGACUGAGGGAGAGCCUGUGAAACAGGGCAGCUGGAAUCCCUCUGUUUAUAGUUAUAUUUAAAGAUGGGUAGAGUUACAUUUCUAGAUAUAGUUGCAUAUUUAUAUUUAUAGAUGUAUAGAGAUGAAAUAAUAUAUUAAUAGCUAUUAUUAUUUUAACAU